This is a messenger RNA of Aphanomyces astaci, 850 nucleotides long. RefSeq lists its product as hypothetical. Gene Ontology annotation, biological process: electron transport chain. The transcript has a single exon. Lineage: Eukaryota; Oomycota; Saprolegniomycetes; Saprolegniales; Verrucalvaceae. The coding region runs from base 94 to 777 and encodes 227 amino acids. The record is from RefSeq and is a predicted model, not a curated record.
GAUAUAUUUGAGUUCGAACUUCGAUAGCAUUGCCGGAUAUGUAUCCGGAUACGCCUGUGGCAGUGCCAAGCCACUUAAUUCGACUGACGAGGGAUGAUGAUGAUCCGUGCCGUGGCCCGUACCCGCCCUGCCACCGCCAAGUUGGUCAGAGGCUUCUCGGCCGCUGCUCAGCCUGAGGACGAUUCCGCGCUCAUGCAGCAGAUCAAGGAAGAAACCUUGGCGCGUAGCCACUCCGUGUUGCCUCCUCAUGCGUCGGACGACCAGGCGCCGAGCCUCGUGGAACCCAUCCAGUACCCCGAGGAAUGCGCGCUGGUGAGCGGUGUGGGCGAAUGGACCAAAGGCCGCAAGGCAGUGUUGUACAAGCCUGCCCGUAACCAAAUGCAAAGCACGAAGGCGUUCACGCACCACUGGGAGCUGCGCUUCGGCACGAGUGCGAACUGGCAAAACCCUCUCAUGGGGUGGAACAGCGGCGCCGACCCCGUGGCGGACUUGGUGAUGAAGUUCGACACGAAGGAAGAUGCGUUCGCGGUGGCCAAGCGCCAAGGGUGGACGGUGGAAGUGUUCGAACCCAAGGAAGAAGAAGACUUUGAAGGCAAGAUCGCGUACUCGCACAACUUUUUGCCGCUGCAUGUCGAGAACCAGCUCAAGAAGUACGGCAAGAAGGCGACGCCCAUCUUCAAGCACCCCACCGGCGGCCACAGCCACUGGGUCAAGACCUUGAAGUACCAUGGCAACGGUGACGUGGCGCAGCACGGUGGCGAGGCCAAGGCGCAAUAAGUACUCAAAGUAGCACUUGAUAUAUUCCUCAAUUGCAAUAGUACCAAUGUUGAGUUCUUUUAGUUAGUGUCCA